Leishmania mexicana MHOM/GT/2001/U1103 is the source of this 1818-nucleotide messenger RNA. RefSeq names its product putative paraflagellar rod component. NCBI's taxonomy places the organism in Eukaryota, Euglenozoa, Kinetoplastea, Trypanosomatida, Trypanosomatidae. Bases 1 to 1818 code for a protein of 605 amino acids. Gene Ontology annotation, cellular component: motile cilium. The transcript has a single exon. Gene Ontology annotation, molecular function: calmodulin binding. The record is from RefSeq and is a predicted model, not a curated record.
AUGAGCAGCAGCGCGAUCGUCCUGCCCACGUACCCGUCACGGGACGUGCAGAAUGUCGAGAAUCACCGCUGCAUCGCUGCCAUUGCCGAGCUUGCGGAAAAUGGCCUGACCAUCGCCGACAACUUCGUGACGUACACGGAAGGCCGCCUGUCAUCGCUGGCGCUCAACGGCGAGCGCAUUUUGGAAGCCGCCGCGAAGCUGCAUGAGCGCUACCGUCACGAGCGCCCUGCUGGCUGGGAUGAGGCGCGCUUCAUGGGGGAGUGCGAACAGCGCGUGACACCGGAGGAGAUCGAGGACCUGUGCACGCUUCCGGCACUGGACGCAAACGCCUUCGCAAACGCCCUGUGCCAGCUGACCAACAAGGAUCUGCCGCGGGGUCGCUACCUCGUGGUGAAGGACAGCCUGAGCGUCAUCAAGCCGCACGUCCCAAAAACCUCCGUCAUCGAUCUUUCCGAGACGCUGGCGGCGCUGCAUGACAUCCAGCAUGUUGACCCCACCGCGGAGAUCAAGGAUGAGCUGUCAGAGAUGGAUGAGCAGCAACACAAGUACGUGACCAAGGUGGACGAGGCCCAGGCCGUCUACGACACCGCCCUCAGCCACGGCGACGUCGUCGAGGUGGAGCGGGCCCACCGCCACCUCAUCGCGGCUCGCUACGAGUACCUCGUCUCCUACGUGAAGCGCCUCCACUUUCUCAGCUCCACAGAGGAGGACAGCGAAGUGGUGCACUUUGCUGACCGCCUGCAGAAGCUGCGCGAGGACGCCGAUGAUGCCGUGAAGGCCUUCAGCGACCACAAGCAUGCCAUCAAGUCUGCAGUAAGGGCGGACCUGGAGAGGUGCCAAGAGUCGCGUGCGCGCGAGGCCGCCACGCACGAGGCGGCGAAGACCGCCUUCCAGAAUCAGAAGAGGAAGAUGGAGGCAUCGCUCGGCUCCGUUGUGGAGCACAAGGUCCAGUUAGUGAACGAAAUACUAGAGAAGGCGGCGGAGCUGCGGAGGGUGAUGGAGCAGCAGCGGGUCAUGACGCAGGACGUGGUCGAGGCCGUCAAGGAAGAGGCGAAGCGCGUGACGGCGUACGAGGAGUUCGUCACUAUAGGGGACCAGCACCUGCAGCGACUGCGGCGGUGCCUUGAGUACUGCAAUGGAUGCGAGCCUGUAAUACGUGAGAUGGAGAAGUACGUGAAGACCAUGGUGGAAAAGCUGCCCCACGAGGACGCGGAGAAGGCUCUCAACGCCAUUAUUGACCACGAGUCUGACGAGCUCCUCAAGGUCUACCGCGCGUUUGUGUUCGUGUGUGGAGAGCUCACGGUGAAGAAGACGCACCGCCUCGACACGUUGGAGCGCCAGGCCCGGCUUGCGCAACAUAACCGAGACAGCUCCAUGGACAGUCUCGACCCCAACUUCAAGCACUACUGCGAGGAGGUGGCGGAGAUGCUGGCCCAGGCGCAGGCGGUGGAGGGGGUCAUUAACGCCCUGCACGCCACACAGGACGCCGGUGAGCAGGUGUUCGAGUCUGUCGAGGAGCUAGUGUUGGCCUCGUGCGAGCGCACCGAGAAGCCGUUUGUGCACCCCCUGCAGGAGCUCGGCUACGAGUCCGUCGCGGCCCGCACCCGCUUCGUGAAUCGCUCGAUGAAGUACGUCGAAGGUGAAGAGCACGAGAUCUUCCAGAAGAAGGCACGCAUCGCGGAGGCCAAAGCUCUCGUGGAGCAGGAGCAGGAGGCGCUGGUACGCGGUGUCAGCGCGGCCGCCAUCGCCGCUCCUGCGGCGGUUUCACUAAACGCGGCGGACGGCGCCGUCCCUGCGCCAGCGCAGAUCGAGGCGUAA